CUCAAAAUCAUUUUUUCUAACUUUUCCUUCACAAAUCUCAUUCUCCAAAAAUAAUUUACAAAAUUUUUUCAAAAAAAUUAGAAACCCCUUCAUAUUCUCUGUUUGAGUUUAACUGACAAAAAAAAAAAAAAACUAGUAUUUUUAGCUCCAAAAUCAACUUCAAAACCUUCUCUUAGUACCAAAAACUCAAUCUUUUCUUGAUUUUGAAUUUAAAAGCUCUCUUUCUACUCUUCUUUUUUUUUUUUUGGUUUUUUUUUCCUUGGUACCAAAAACUCAAAAUCUCUUUCUGGUUUUGAACUUAAAAGCUCUUCUCUUUGUACUUUUUUUUAAAAAUUCAAUCCUUGUGUUUAGUUGUUUGAGCUUAAAAUCCAAACGGGUUUUUGAUAAAACCUCAAAAAGGAUAAUUUUUUUUUUUUGUAGAGGUUUAAGUUUUAACUAUGGAGUCAAGAGAUGCUGUGACUACUACUACUGCCACUGGUGGGGUUACAGUGGUAGGAUCCGAUGCUCCAUCGGACUACCACAUAGCUCCAAGGUCCGAAAACGCCAGCCAGAGCCUGACUCCUGGAUCCUCUACGCCGCCGCAGCCUCCUUCGAAAUCGGCCGUGCAACCAGCCCUGCUGCCGGUUUUGGUGGCGGGGAUGCCCGUGAAGAAAAAGAGGGGAAGGCCUAGAAAAUAUGGACCGGAAGGUUCAGUCACUAUGGCGCUCUCUCCAAAGCCUAUAUCGACGGCUGCGCCGCCUUCGGUGAUCGAUUUCUCAGCCGGGAAGAGAGGGAAAGUAAAGUCGCCGACGUUUGUUUCGAAGGCUAAGUACGAGCUGGAGAAUUUAGGGGAAUGGGUUGCAUGCUCUGUUGGGGCUAAUUUUACGCCGCAUAUCAUCACUGUUAAUGCUGGUGAGGAUGUCACGAUGAAUAUUAUAUCAUUUUCUCAACAAGGGCCUCGAGCUAUAUGCAUUCUCUCUGCAAAUGGGGUGAUCUCAAGUGUCACUCUUCGCCAAUCUGAUUCUUCCGGGGGUACAUUGACAUAUGAGGGUCGUUUUGAGAUACUGUCCUUGUCUGGUUCAUUCAUGCCCAAUGACACUGGGGGAACAAGAGGCAGAUCUGGUGGGAUGAGUGUUUCAUUAGCAAGUCCUGAUGGGCGUGUAGUAGGUGGUGGAGUUGCUGGUCUCCUAGUAGCUGCUAGCCCAGUGCAGGUUGUAGUGGGCAGUUUUCUUGCCGGGAACCAGCAUGAGCAGAAGCCUAAGAAACAGAAGCAUGAGUCAAUAUCAGCUGCCACACUGAUGGCUGCUAUUCCCGUUUCUAGUGCUGAUCCGAAAUCAAACAUCUCCUCAGCCUUCCGUGGUGAUAGCUGGUCUUCGCUGCCAUCAGAUUCAAGGAAUAAGCUCACUGAUAUUAAUGUAUCUUUGUCUGAAGGCUAAUCUAAAUUUCCUUAUGCAGUGCAUGGUUCAUGUUCAUUUUCGCCUUAUCCUAUUUAUUAUCACCAAUUGUUUAGUUAGACAGAUGAUUAGAUAGGCUUCUGCCGCUGUUGUGUCAUGUAGAAUAUUUUGAAUGUAAUGUUUAUUGAGAGAGUUGGCCUUUCUUCGACGUGAUGAUGGAUUCUGAUUUAGUAAACCGGUGUCUUUUGAACACCUCAACUUCAUUGUUAAUUGCUUGUUUGUCGUUUGCCCUAAAUAAUAAAUAUCCUGUGUCA
Molecule: messenger RNA, 1687 nt
Organism: Durio zibethinus
Lineage: Eukaryota; Viridiplantae; Streptophyta; Magnoliopsida; Malvales; Malvaceae
Product: AT-hook motif nuclear-localized protein 1-like
Molecular function (GO): minor groove of adenine-thymine-rich DNA binding
Source: RefSeq, a predicted model, not a curated record